AUGAAGGUGGAAGGGAGAGAACUGGAGUGGGGAGGGGAUGCGAUGCCACCCUUCAAGCACAGCCCAGAAACAUUGACGAGUCUGAAUCCCUUUACGCGCAGAUCAACAGACCUAAGAAAUAGCAUCAUUGCGGAGAAAGGAACCGAUGGCUCUAGAAGUGUGCCAAGUUGGAAGACAUCCUGCAUGGUGUCCACAGGCUUACGCUUAUGUGAUAAGGGGCUGGAGCUCAGAUGUGAAAGGAAACUUUUUGGAGACUCGAUAAACAAGGGGAACAUUACCAAUGGCAGACGGAUCUACAACCAAAUAGGGAUACCCAAACCCAUAGACUGCCUUGUCUCCAGCUGGUCACACUGGAGUCUGUGUGAUCCCUGUGAGAAAAAGCGAGUCACCCAGUCACAGAUGCCUGCUGACGGUAUCAGGUGUUCAGGCAAUUUCCUAAUGAUGCCUCACUUUCUCUCCCUCCCAGGGAGAUGCAUCCCUCUCAGCCAGGUUUGCAAUGGAGAUAAUGACUGUGGAGAUGGAGCUGACGAAGAUGACUGUAAGGAGGUGAUAAAGCUGUGCAAGGGAAGCAAGAACCAAUACUGGGGAACUGGCAGCCUGGCCAGCGGGAUAAAUAUUUUUACCAAUGCCUUGGAAGGUGUUGUUUUUGAUAACAAUUAUUAUGGUGGUAGUUGCGAUGCUUUUGUUAUCGAUCAAGACAAGUAUAGACUCCCCUUGAAUUUGGAAAGGUACAGUAUUGAGGUAAGAGGAUAUUAUGAAUUUGUCUAUAAGGAGUAUGAAUCUUACGCAGCUUUUGAAAGAAGUGUGAUAAGAGAAGGCAUGAAAGAUAAGAAGAUGGGGCCUGACCUCCAUAUCCUAAAUUGGAUUGACAUUGGCUACAAUUUUGAGAGUCAAAGUCUCCGGAGAUACUUGAGCAAAAUAAGGAGGGCCGCACAAUCGAAAAGCAAAAUUCUGCACGUGCAAUGCACCAUCGAUAUUGGACGUUACAAAAUGAAAUCCAAGGUGCUGAUGUUCGAUUAUGAAUUUCUGAUGCGCGUGGACAGGCUGCCCAGUGACUACAGCUAUGGAGAAUACAGAGACUUCAUCCGAGCCUACGGGACACACAUCAUUUCAGAUGCAAUCCUUGGAGGCGUAUAUGAGUAUGCCCUCAUUUUGAACCCAGAUGGUAUGGACAGUGAAGGUUAUACCUUUGAUGAUAUCAAGUCCUGUACUCAGGAAGCAUAUCACUCAAGUGACAUCACAAGUAGAGACUUUGUUGGCAUGAGAAUGGACCAAAGAUGCCAUGUCCUCUUGGAUCAAAUAGCAAAUUUAGGUAAAACAGAUGAAGACCUCCCUAUUGUGGAGGAUCUGGCUGUCUUCUUACGUGGUGGGACAAUACCAUCUAUCACAUCUCUAGCAUAUAACAGACUUCCAAAUAAAGAGCUGAUGGAGAAAUGGGGAGAUGCUGCAAAAUUCUUCCCAGAAGUCCUAAAGAUAAAGGUAAUUCCUAUGCAUGAAAUGUGGACAGGUCCUAAUUCUAUGAACAUGAUGCACCUGAAAAACAACAUGAGGAAUGCUGUCAAAGAGUACUAUGAAGAAACUCAUGUCUGUCACUGUGCUCCAUGCCUCGGAAAUGGAUUUCCUAUCAUUAGAGAUUCUUAUUGUGAAUGUCUCUGUGGCAUGGGAACCUGUGGAAUAGGCUGUGAGCUGGGCACUUCUGAGGGUGAUGCUACAGGGAGCUGGAGCUGCUGGACCAGUUGGACAGACUGCAUAGAAGCCAAGCAAAAGAGAGAGAGGCAGUGCAAUAGCCCAAUUCCAGGGAGCAUCAAGACAUGCCCAGGACGCCAGAAAGAAGAGAGGAGCUGCUAG
This is a messenger RNA of Gracilinanus agilis (Agile Gracile Mouse Opossum), 1848 nucleotides long. RefSeq names its product complement C8 beta chain (gene C8B). Bases 1 to 1848 code for a protein of 615 amino acids. Gene Ontology annotation, cellular component: membrane attack complex. NCBI's taxonomy places the organism in Eukaryota, Metazoa, Chordata, Mammalia, Didelphimorphia, Didelphidae. Gene Ontology annotation, biological process: immune response. The record is from RefSeq and is a predicted model, not a curated record. The transcript has 13 exons. Gene Ontology annotation, molecular function: protein binding.